Molecule: messenger RNA, 1632 nt
Organism: Rhodamnia argentea
Lineage: Eukaryota; Viridiplantae; Streptophyta; Magnoliopsida; Myrtales; Myrtaceae
Exons: 4
Coding region: 165-1370 (401 amino acids)
Source: RefSeq, a predicted model, not a curated record
CUUCUUCUUCAAGUUGGUCUCUCCUCGAGCCUAUAAACAGUACUCACCAAAAGCCUCAGGCAUCAUCUCUCUCUCUCUCUCUCUCUCUCCUCUCGCCCUCUGUAACGGCAAACUAACUUCAACAGUCGCCAGCGCCCACGCGUUCAUGGCCGUCUCCUUCUCGGAUGCCUCUCAUCCCAUGGCGAUCGGCGGCAUUUCAUCACCGGAGGCGCUGUCAGUCCGCGGCUGCUCCGCCGUUCCUCUCCCGCACUGACCGCGCGAUCGACAUGCUCGCCGACUACUCCCCGUCCGCCGCCGCCGCCGCCGCUUCCGCCGCCUUCUUCCCCCGCCGCCGCAGCCUCCUCGUCUGCUUCCUCCUCCUCCUCUUCCUCUCGCUCUACUGGUUGAUCCUGUACGGUGCCAAAGUCGAGAGCUCCCUCGAAGCUAGCGGCUCCUCUCGGUAUUCCGAGAAAUACAGGCUCGAAAAUGUUUUAAAGGAUGCUGCGAUGAAAGACAGAACUGUUAUCUUGACAACUCUAAAUGAAGCAUGGGCUGCUCCCAACUCCAUCCUCGAUCUCUUCCUCGAAAGCUUUAGAAUUGGAGAUGGAACUCGCAGGCUCUUAAAACAUCUGGUGAUCGUUGCAUUGGACAAGAAGGCCUUUCUACGGUGUGUUGCUGUGCAUACUUACUGUGUUGCUCUAACCACUGAGGGAGUUGAUUUUUCGGCAGAAGCAUACUUCAUGACUCCUGAUUAUUUGAAGAUGAUGUGGAGGAGGAUUGAUUUCUUGCGUUCUAUUCUUGAGAUGGGGUACAAUUUCAUCUUCACGGAUGCUGAUAUAUUGUGGUUUAGGAACCCAUUUCCAAGAUUCUUUGAGGAUGCAGAUUUCCAGAUCGCAUGCGAUCAUUUCCUAGGCGACCCUUAUGAUAUUCAGAACAGACCCAAUGGGGGAUUUAACUUUGUGAAGUCCAAUAACCGGACAAUUCAGUUCUACAAGUUCUGGUACUCAUCACAGGCAAUGUAUCCAGGGUACCAUGACCAGGAUACCCUUAACUUCAUCAAAUUCGAUCCUUUCAUCACAGAUAUUGGAUUGAAAAUGAGAUUCCUGGAUACUACGUACUUUGGGGGGCUUUGUGAACCCAGCAAGGAUCUAAGUCAAGUGUGCACAAUGCAUGCAAAUUGUUGUUUUGGACUGGACUCCAAGCUUAAUGACCUUAGGAUGAUGCUCGAGGAUUGGAAAGAUUUUAUGUCCCUAACGCCAAGGUUAAAGAGGUCACUCAAUUUGUCCUGGAGAGUUCCGGACAAAUGCAGUCUCGAAGCACUCAUUCAGUAUGGCUCGCCAGUGAACAAUGACCGAUGGUAUGGUUCACCAGCGAACAAUGUCCGAUUAUGAAUGCUACUCUAGAAUGAGUUGUAAAUACACUCAAUCUUUUUGAAGCGGAAGGUAUGCAAGUCACAUGUAGAGAAGGUAGAAAUUCCUUGUGCACAUUAGCACCUCUAUACGUAGUCCGACACACUUGAUGUACUGACAUAGUUUCUGGGAUAGAUUACUUUUAGUUGUAUGUACGUUAGUAGAGGCAUACGCCUCAUCUAUCGAGGCUCAUGUUUUUUCCCUUUUAAAUGUAAUAAAAAGAAGGAAACUACAUGACUAUCUC